UGUCCUUGUCGUCGGAGAGAGGUGCCAUGAUUUUUUCAUGCAACUUGUGACGAGCGCGACCAGUUACCGCGCGUCGGAUGAAGAUGCCGAAGGAGAGGCAAGAAAAGUCCCCAUAAGGGUCGACCGAAGUUGUGUCAUCAUAUGUGACCAAGGAGCGAAGUCUUCGUGCAGCACUCAGGCCUUUUUGCAGUCUCUCUGA
Molecule: messenger RNA, 199 nt
Organism: Amoebophrya sp. A25
Lineage: Eukaryota; Dinophyceae; Syndiniales; Amoebophryaceae
Source: the annotation of a GenBank genome assembly